Messenger RNA from Sphenostylis stenocarpa, 981 nucleotides. Lineage: Eukaryota; Viridiplantae; Streptophyta; Magnoliopsida; Fabales; Fabaceae. The record is from the annotation of a GenBank genome assembly.
AUGGCUACCAACAUUGGAAUCAUGGAUGCGGCUUAUUUCGUCGGUAGAUCUGAGAUUCUGUCUUGGAUAAACUCGACUCUGCAACUCAAUCUCUCCAAAGUCGAAGAGGCAUGCUCGGGCGCGGUUCACUGCCAGCUUCUGGAUGCGGCUCAUCCAGGGAUUGUGCCGAUGCACAAAGUCAAUUUCGACGCCAAGAACGAGUACGAGAUGAUUCAGAACUACAAGGUCCUUCAAGAUGUCUUCAACAAACUCAAAAUCACCAAGCACAUCGAGGUCAGCAAACUCGUUAAAGGAAGGCCACUGGACAACCUCGAGUUCAUGCAAUGGAUGAAAAGAUACUGUGAUUCUUUCACUUCGGGACAGAACAAUUAUAAUGCUCUGGAGAGGAGAGAGGUUUGCAAAGGAGGAAGAGAAACUAGCAAGAAAACUGCAAACUCCCAAGCUUCAACCAAGGGUUCUACUGCGCAGAGACCUCAGUCUUCUCAUAAUUCUCGAAGAGCCGAGGUUUCUAAUGCAAAUCAUCCUAUCAGCCAGGCUGUCAGGGUCGUGAGAGCACCUAGCACUGGUGGCUCUGCCUAUGAAGAAAAGAUAACCGAGUUGAAGUUGUCUAUUGAUAGCCUUGAGAAAGAACGGGAUUUCUACUUUGCAAAACUGAGAGAUAUUGAGAUAAUGUGCCAGACUCCAGAGAUAGAACACUCACCGAUUGUUGGGGCGAUUCAGAAGAUAUUAUAUGCUACAGAUGAUGAUGGAACGGCUGUGGCUGAAGCUCAAGCUAUGCUUUCUGUUGGUCAUAAGGAAUUAGAGGGGUUGAGUCCCAUUGCUGAAGUUUCUGAAGAGAAAAGCAGUUCAGAAACUCACAAGAGAAAGAAUAUUGCCAAUAUUGAUUUUGAUGUUGCUGGCCUGGCAACUUUGUCUCCCAGACAGAGGCUUUCUGAUAUUUCAGAUGUUCACUGUAGUGGGUCACCCCUUACGACUUGUUAA